GAUUUUGCCUGAGGUCAUGUUCAGAAUAUUACACUUAAUGGAAGAUUACAGGAAAACGUAGAAUGUCUGGGUAAUACAGCAGUUUAUUGAAGCAGUGCUACAAAGGGGCUUUGGAAAGAAAGGUAAAUACAACCUGAGCAUCCCCUGGAGCCCAUGGUUUCUCUUAAAGCAGUGGAAUGUUGCCCUAAUCUAUUCCUAUUGGUCAGGGAUGUUUUUCCAGAUGGUUAGCUUUUUCCAUAAAAGAUAAGGAUUACUGGACCUGACACACAUUUGUGAGAGAAGUCUCAGAAAGAGCUUUGCAAGAAAAUGGCACCCACUGUUUAUGUAGUCAUACUGCUUUUAUGCCUCGGAUUUACGUAUCCUGUUGUGACUGGGACUUUUAUGGACAAACUUGCGAGCAAGAAGCUAUGCGCUGAUGAUGACUGUGUCUACACUAUUUCCCUUGCCAGAGCAGAAGAUGAUUACAAUGCACCAGACUGCAGGUUCAUUAAUAUUAAAAAAGGGCAGUUGAUUUAUGUUUAUUCAAAGCUAGUGAAAGAAAAAGGAGCUGGAGAAUUCUGGGCUGGCAGUGUUUACGGUGAGCAGUAUGAAGACCAGAUGGGGACUGUUGGUUACUUCCCUAGCAGUUUAGUCUCGGAGCAACACGUCUAUCAAAAAGCAAAUAAAACCAUUCUUACAACGGACAUUGACUUUUUCUGUGAGUAGUGCUUUAUAUGGAUGGGUCACCUCCAGGCUGCUACCAAGACAAACUGAUGGAUAGACAGCUGGAAACUGUGACUGAACACAGAGAAUCUUUCUUCUUUCUUAUUGUAGUUGUUUUUACAAUAAGUUGUGGGGUUUUUUUCACUGAGAACCUGCUUGGGUAAAGGGCAUGAUUGCCAAGGGGCUGGAGAGGGAUUGAAAUAUUUAGAGAUAACAUGGCAUAUGCUUUGAAAUUUUUUCUACCUGAAAUUACAUUUAUACUUGCUGGUAACAUUAAUAGCCUUUGAACUACUGUGUAGUCUUAUUCAAAGUUAUAAAUAUGUAAUGCAUGGGGUAAGACUUCCGAUCUUGGGUUGCAUUUAUUUUUCUCACUAUAAGAGUAUGCUGUAUCCUGUUAAAUAAAAAUGAAGAGAAAAGA
Messenger RNA from Alligator mississippiensis (American alligator), 1120 nucleotides. It is a transcript of the gene OTOR, whose product is annotated as otoraplin. Gene Ontology annotation, molecular function: protein binding. The transcript has 4 exons. The record is from RefSeq and is a predicted model, not a curated record. Bases 307 to 705 code for a protein of 132 amino acids. Gene Ontology annotation, biological process: cartilage condensation. NCBI's taxonomy places the organism in Eukaryota, Metazoa, Chordata, Crocodylia, Alligatoridae.